AUGACGGACAACUUCAAAGGUAUCGUCUCUACCAUUAGAGAUACCAACCGCACCAUCUAUUCGGCGUCGGAUCUCACCCAAAGGCACCCAAGGAUCGUUAGGACUGCACCCAUGAAUAUGCGUAACGGCCAACGUACCGAUACUAGCGGCGCCAGCCUAUCCGUCCAGCGUACCUCUACUCCUCUUCCUAUUUCUCCUACUCUUUUCAAGCAAGUCACACCCGCUGUCGAGGCUGAAGGCCCUGCCUCAUGCCUUAAUACCCAACCAGAUACCGCCAACACCUACAUCGACGCCGAUGCGGCCAAUGUCACUGGCCAUAAGAUGGAUGCCAACGCUUCUGUCAUUUCCGCGCCUAGCAGUACUUCUUCGUCUCAAGACAACACACGUAACCACGCCUCUCAGGUCAACGUCAGCAGUGAAUCGGCUGGCCAAAUUAUCACUAGACGUAGACGUAGAGUCAACAGAACCGUCAGGCGUAUAUCUGAGGAUCAGGAGGAGGGCUUACCGAACCCCUAUUUGGAAUGA
Neurospora crassa OR74A is the source of this 525-nucleotide messenger RNA. RefSeq lists its product as hypothetical. The transcript has 2 exons. The record is from RefSeq and is a predicted model, not a curated record. Lineage: Eukaryota; Fungi; Ascomycota; Sordariomycetes; Sordariales; Sordariaceae. The coding region runs from base 1 to 525 and encodes 174 amino acids.